UGACCCGGUCUUUUGUAUACGCUUUUUAUACACUUCUAAUAAAAUAUAUAUAAAAAAACAACGGCACACUUCCGGUCUAUUCUUUCGUCCGUCCGUCAGUGUGAGGGCAUCAGGUCAGGUUGUCAAAUAUGGCGGUUCAGGUGUCGGAGUCAGACCAGAUCAAACAGUUCAAAGAGUUUUUGGGGACAUACAACAAGGUGACAGAAAACUGCUUCAUGGACUGCGUCAAGGACUUCACCAGCAGAGACGUCCGGCCCGAAGAGUCGAGCUGCUCAGAGUCGUGUCUUCAGAAGUACCUGAAGAUGACCCAGCGGAUCUCCAUGCGUUUCCAGGAGUACCACAUCCAGCAGAAUGAGGCUUUGGCAGCUAAAGCUGGUCUGUUAGGUCAGCCUCGCUGAACCGGAUCAGACUGGAUCUGAUCUUCUCUGUUGUGUUGAAACAUCAUGGGCAAUGUAAAAUUUAAUGUAAAAAGUGAUUUAAUUGUCUGCAUGAAGGACUGUUGUCACACUAAUUGUGGACCACAUCAACGUGCACUCCUUGCAACUUGAAGCACACCACACUUGAUGCGAUUCAAAUUUAAAAACUUUAUUGGAAACUG
Molecule: messenger RNA, 598 nt
Organism: Dunckerocampus dactyliophorus (ringed pipefish)
Lineage: Eukaryota; Metazoa; Chordata; Actinopteri; Syngnathiformes; Syngnathidae
Gene: timm9
Product: translocase of inner mitochondrial membrane 9 homolog
Exons: 4
Coding region: 129-398 (89 amino acids)
Source: RefSeq, a predicted model, not a curated record